AUGAGAGCACCGCCUGAACCAAUUCCAAAGCCAAUGAACGCCAUACCAAAUCCUCCAGGAAGAAUCCAGUGGAUUCCAUUGUUUAAUCCCAAUCCGUACAUCAGUAAACCAGUCGAAUUAAUGACUGCAGGAAGCAACAGGAACCAUAACCGGUAUUCUGGCUCAAGAACACCAUCACGUUUUCUAGCCAUCCAGAGAACAAAUUUGUCGGAAAGUAUGCCUCCCCAGAAUGCUCCAAAGAAACAUCCAAUAAGUGCACUGAAGUUUGUAUCUCCAAGUGCAGCAGUACCAAAAUUGUAUGGCGGAACAACAAAGAACUCGGCCUCGGUGGUCGAUAGCAACGAAAGCCACAUAACUUGGACACCAUAA
Ogataea philodendri is the source of this 369-nucleotide messenger RNA. RefSeq lists its product as uncharacterized. The record is from RefSeq and is a predicted model, not a curated record. The transcript has a single exon. NCBI's taxonomy places the organism in Eukaryota, Fungi, Ascomycota, Pichiomycetes, Pichiales, Pichiaceae. The coding region runs from base 1 to 369 and encodes 122 amino acids.